AUUGUCACACCUGAAAGUGACAAGUCCAGCUCGGAUGAUGAUGAGCAACAGAUAGAGCUUGCUGAAGAAAUGGAAAAUGAAAUCUGCAGAGUCUGGGAUAUGUCCAUGGAUGAGGAUGUGGCUUUAUUUCUUCAAGAAUUUAAGGCUGCUGACAUAUUCAUGGGAGUACUAGCCAAAUCCAAGUGUCCCCGCUUAAGAGAAAUCUGUGUGGGAAUUUUAGGGAAUAUGCCUUGUUUCCAGGAGAUAUGUGUGUCCAUCAGCAGCUAUGAGGAUCGUGGGCAGGUGCUUCUGCAGUGUUUGUGUGACUCAGACCCACCCACUCUGCUAGAAACCAGCAGGUUGUUGCUUACUUGCCUUUCCCAGACAGAAGUGGCCAGUGUCUGGGUUGAAAGGAUCCGGGGCCAUCCAUCUAUUUACACUAGUGUUUGCUUCAUCAUGUCAAGUUCAACAAAUGUUGACUUGCUGGUGAAGGAGGGGGUGGACAAGCUCUUUGACUUGAAUGAAAAACUCAUGUUGGAGUGGAUUAGAAAAGGGACUCCUCAGCUUCCGGACCAACCCCAGGAGGACUCUGAAGAGCAGCAAGUGUUUUCGAUUGUACCCUGUGUACUGGAAGGUGCCAAGCAAGUCCGUUCUGAAAACCUGGAAGGGCUGGAUGUUUACAUGCACAUCUUACAGCUACUUACCACAGUGGAUGACGGAGUUCAAGCAAUUGUGCAGUGUCCUGAUACUGGAAAAGACACGUGGGAUUUACUUUUUGACCUCGUAUGCCAUGAAUUCUGCCAAGCUGGUGACCCGCCCAUCAUACUGCAGGAGCAGAAGACAGUGCUAGCCUCUGUCUUCUCAGUGCUGUCUGUCAUCAGGGCUUCAUGGAUGGGACAGGAACACCUGAAGACAGAAGAAGUGGAUCUUCCACUAAUUGACAGCCUAAUUCGGGUGUUACAAAAUAUGGGCCAUUGUCAGAAGAAACUAGCAAACUCUACAGAAGAGCCUACAAACUGUGGUUCAACUCAAGAUGACUUCCAUAUGAAGAUCCUGAAGGAUAUUUCAUGUGAAUUCCUUUCUAAUAUUUUUCAGGCAUUAACAAAGGAAACCAUGGCUAAGGGACUGAAGGAGGGCCAGUUAAGUAAAAAGAAAUAUUCCUGUGCAUUUCAGAGCCUCCUGCCUCUCUACAGCCCUGUG
Cricetulus griseus (Chinese hamster) is the source of this 1179-nucleotide messenger RNA. Lineage: Eukaryota; Metazoa; Chordata; Mammalia; Rodentia; Cricetidae. The record is from RefSeq and is a predicted model, not a curated record.